Messenger RNA from Neltuma alba, 656 nucleotides. Its product is annotated as sanguinarine reductase-like. The coding region runs from base 64 to 420 and encodes 118 amino acids. The record is from RefSeq and is a predicted model, not a curated record. The transcript has 4 exons. NCBI's taxonomy places the organism in Eukaryota, Viridiplantae, Streptophyta, Magnoliopsida, Fabales, Fabaceae.
UAGAAGACUUGUUGAUUGUUUGUGUCACACAUCUACUCAUAAUCUACUUUGUGGUGUAGCGUUAUGAACCUAUUUGGUGUCCUCAAAUAUAAGAAGAUGGCAGAGGAUUUUCUCCAGAGUUCGGGCAUUCCAUUUACUAUUAUCAGACCUGGGAGGCUGACUGAUGGGCCAUACACGUCUUAUGAUCUUAAUACUCUGCUCAAGGCCACAGCAGGGCAACGGCGUGCUGUCCUUAUGGGUCAAGGAGAUAAACUGGUUGGAGAGGCCAGCAGAAUUGUUGUUGCUGAAGCUUGCAUACAAGCUCUGGAUGUAGAAUUCACUGAAGGCAAAGUAUAUGAAAUCAAUUCUGUUGAGGGUGAAGGUCCUGGAACUGAUGCUGCAAGGUGGCAAGAACUAUUCAAAGCUGCAGAGUCCCACUAACUACAAAUACAUGGUUUGUGUGUGUAUGUGUAACAUGGAAACUGACAAUUAGGCAUCUUAAAUUACUGUUGUAAAGUGUAGUAUUCUAAUCAUGUCUGCAGUAAGUAGCAUGCGUGUGUAAAUCUGUACGAUCUUAUGUUGCUGUUUUGGACAAAGUUCCAUGGUUUUGUCAAGCGCGGCAGGAAGACAUUCCGUCUAUCCUUGCAAGCUUUGUACAUUUCUUUUUUUAUGGUUUA